Molecule: messenger RNA, 1607 nt
Organism: Parus major (Great Tit)
Lineage: Eukaryota; Metazoa; Chordata; Aves; Passeriformes; Paridae
Gene: UBXN6
Product: UBX domain protein 6
Exons: 10
Coding region: 98-1225 (375 amino acids)
Cellular component (GO): cytoplasm
Molecular function (GO): protein binding
Source: RefSeq, a predicted model, not a curated record
GGUGCCCCUAUCCCGGUGCUCCCGUCCAGGCCCGCUCCCGGCCCGGUGCUCCCGUCCCGGUGCUCCCGUCCAGGCCCGCUCCCGGCCCGGCACCGCCAUGCGCAAGUUCUUCCAGGAGAUCAAGGCCGACCUGAAGUUCAAGACGGCGGGGCCCGGGCAGAAGCUCUCGGAGCCGUCCCGGGCCCCCAAGGAGAAGCCGAAAGCCGAGGUGGCCCCGAAGCCCCGGCAGGCCCCGACCGAUGAGGCGCAGAGGGCGGCGGCCGCGGCGCUGGCCCGGCUGGAGCUGAAGCCCAAGGCCAAGGCACCGUCCGGCUCGCAGGAGACCAUCAGGAGCCACGUGAGGAAGGAGCUGAUGGCCGAGGCAGCUGCCGGAGAGAAGGAGCUCUCGGCGGAGGAGAAGGAGCAGGAGGAGGAAGGGGCAGCUGCUCCCUCUGUAUCAGGGGUUUAUUUCAUCUGCCCCUUGAGCGGUGCAGUUGUGAGGAAAGACCAAAAGGAAAAGCAGCUCCGAGAAGCCAUCCAGGCAUAUUUCUCUGUGGACCCGGUGGCUGCUUCCAUCAUGGAGAUCCACACCUUCAACCGGGACCGGGAGAAGGUGCGGCUGUGCGUGGAGACCAUGGCCAAGUACCUGGAUAACAUCUAUCUCCAUCCAGAGGAGGAGAAAUACCGGAAAAUCAAACUGCAGAACAAGGUGUUCCAGGAAAGGAUAAGCUGCUUGGAAGGGACGCACAAAUUUUUCCAGGCUGUCGGGUUUGAGACAAAAACACUGCCUGUUCCAGGACAAGAGGCCACGGAGGAGUUCUACGUGCUGAAGGAGGAGGUUCUGAGCAGGCUGGAGGAGCUGAAGGACCGCAAGGAGCAGCUGCUGAGCUCGGAGCCCGUGCGGGCGCAGCUGCACCGGCAGCUCACGGUGUUCCAGCCGUCGGCCGCGGCCGCGCGCUUCGAGCUGCCCCACGACUUCUUCAACCUCAGUGCGGAGGAGCUCCGCAGGGAGCAGCGGCUCCGGACGGAGGCGGUGGAGAAGGCGGCGAUGCUGAGGACCAGGGCCAUGCGCGAGAAGGAGGAGCAGAGGGAGAUGAGGAGGUACAACUACACCCUGCUGCGGGUGCGCUUUCCCGAUGGAUACAUCCUCCAAGGCCUCUGGAAACAAGCUGGACUCAUUAGAUCGGUGUGUGACAGCAGCCAGCGUGAGGCUGCCCGUGUGAUGUCAGACUGUACAACAGCAUAAAUCCUCUUCAGAUUUUCCACUGGAACUCUGGAAAUCAUUUCAGGCUUUCCCAGCUCUUUGUUACAGGCUGGCAGGGGCUCCCAACAAUUGACUAUUUUUCUUUGGGGAUUCUGCUUUUAUAGUUUUCAGUUAAAUCAGGCUGGCUGUGUGUCAGGGAAGUCGUUGAUCGAGUCAGCAUCAGUAGGUGAAGCCCCAUGGAACCGACCACAAAAGGUUAGAUUUUGGUAAAUGCCAGACUCUCUCACCUUGUUUUCUCAUGGCAGGGACUUUUUAUGCCCGAGAAUCAGUAUCUGUGCUCUAUGACUUUGUGAGGGAAGCGCUCAGAGAUGACUGGCUGCCCUUUGAGCUGCUGGGACCCGGAGGUCUCAAACUGACUGACGAG